UUUACAUGGAAACAGGAAACCUAGAAUGUGUUACACCUACUCUCCCACAAACACAGAGAUCAGAUACCUGACGGCAGCAGACUAACGGCAGCAGACUAAAUCAGGAUGAUGAAGAUGUCAGGAAGAGUCACCAGUUGCUGUGUAGCUCUGUUCUUUGUGCUGAGCUCUGUGUCGGCUGUACAGAGAGAUCUUGAUUCAAUCAACGACUUGAAGCAAAUCAACUUUGGCCAAUCUGUGCCCACGCACAUUCUACUGCUGCUCCACUGGUUUGCCAACACAGUUGACAUCGACGACAAUAACAAUAUCAUAAGGCUGACAUUUGACCCAAACAGUGGAGAUUAUGGCUCACAUUAUUAUGGCAACUUUGAGGAGCUGUUGGACCCACUGCAUCGGGGAAGUGGAUACCGAUACUACACUGUUGGCAAUCUCCAUCAAGAAACGUCCAUGCCACUUCCUCCUUAUGUUGUCCGUCCCCAAAGGGAGUAUGUGGGAACAAACAGUGACAGGAUCAUAAUUCGUGUCAGGGGGCAAAACACAGGAGGGCGAGCUUCACAGAGGAUAGACCAAGUUUAUAUCACACAACAUAUUGGACGUCGGGGGGAAUAUGAUCCAGAUCAUACCUACAGGAUCACUACUAACCUCUUGAGACAGAUCAGAGAGUUUUCUGUGGGACAAAAUCAACUGUCACUAAGGUAUCUCAGAAGCCGCUAUGGAAGUAACGCUGAUGAGUUUCACAUCAGAAACACAUGGGGUGACCUUGCUUGCCUUGGCCUGCUCUUGUUUAUUGUGAUCCAGGAAAACAACAGACCACAAACCUAUUCCACACCACAAAGCUACACACCACAAAGCUACAGACCAGAAAACAGACAAAAUGGUGGGGGUAAUGCUUUGAUGAUGUUCUGCAUUCUUUUUGUACUUGUGAUAUUAGUUUUAGUUAUACUUGCAAGUAUACAGCUACAGACUAAAAAACAGACAAAAUGGUGGGGGUAAUGCUUUGAUGACGUUCUGCAUUCUGUUCGUACUUGUGAUAUUAGGUUUAUUUAUACUUGCAUUUUUUAAUACAUUGGGGAAGUAAAUGUCAAAAAAUGAGGGAGAGUAAUAGAUUUUUUCAUGGACGAUUAGAACCAUGAAGCCAGCAGGACUAAUAAGUUGACUGAGAACAAAUAAAUCAGGUACUUACAACACCUCAGUACCUCUAAACAACAGCCGGGGGUUGUUCUGUUUUAUGCUUUGCUUUGCCUCCAUAUGUUUAAUCUUAUUGUGUUUACUAUAUUAUCUUUUUUGUAAAUGGUGUUCAGUUAAGAUUGAGAUAUAGGCUCGGUGUGACAUGCUUGUGAUAAAAGGACAGCUUCUUUAAAUCACCAUUCUCAUUUACUAAAUUGUAGUUUGUUAAUAACAGCACAAGUUCUCCUUCAUUAUAAAAGUAUUUGAACUGAGCAAAAUGUUUUUUUUUUUUUUUGUAAAUUAUAAUGCACUGCUCUGGCUGCUGAUUCAUCCUGUGUCUGAUAGAGAUGAGGACGAUGUAAAUUGCUCUGAAUGAUAAAUGAAACUGAUAAGUGAAAGGCUCUGUGGUCUGUUAAGAGCAGCCUUCACUGAUAAUAUGUUAGCUCUAUUAUUUUAUGGUUUUGUAUUCUUUCUGUUGUGCUUGAAAUUGUGUUUAUUAAACAUGAAUUUAUCAGUCA
This is a messenger RNA of Sebastes umbrosus (honeycomb rockfish), 1682 nucleotides long. RefSeq lists its product as uncharacterized. The transcript has 2 exons. NCBI's taxonomy places the organism in Eukaryota, Metazoa, Chordata, Actinopteri, Perciformes, Sebastidae. The coding region runs from base 106 to 990 and encodes 294 amino acids. The record is from RefSeq and is a predicted model, not a curated record.